AUGUGCCUAUUUCAGAAGAAAUACCAAGAGUUCAUCGCGCUUGCUCAACGCCUGCAGAUUCGAUACGUUUGGAUUGACUCGCUCUGUAUCAUUCAAGAAGGCGACGACGGAGAGGACUGGCGAGCCGAGGCCCUUACUAUGGACCAGGUUUACCAAAACUCGUUUUGCAACGUCUCCGCGGACUGGGGAUCAGGUAAACGCGGCUUGUAUUUUGAGAGAGACUUGCGGUUGAUGGAUAAGCCUCACAUUGACUGGAAGGUCAGACAUAAGUUCCCGGAAGUCCUUCGAGAAGGAGACGUUAUUUUCAAGGCUGCCUUGAGCAAGCUUCAGAUGACACCGAGCCGGCAAACUGCACUCGAGCCCGCUACUCCAGGCACCGAACUCUACGACGCAUGGGGCGACGUAUUGGAAAAAAAUUCCAGUUGCAAUCUGACUUUUGCGAGUGAUCGCGCCGUCGCUUUUGCUGGCAUUGCCAAAUUCUUUAGAGCGCUGGUUGAUGACAACUACGUCGUCGGGCUAUGGCUUCGGAACCUCGCUUCCGAGAUGAUGUGGUAUCGAGACCGGUUGCUCACCAAAGCGGUCAUCGAAGAGCCUCGAGAUCGACUCAGCUUAUUUCAACACGAUCAGGCACACCAAUAUCGGGCUCCCAGCUUUUCGUGGGCAUCUACAGCGGUACCAGUCGCGCCGAACCAUGCAAAAGGCAACUCGGGCUUCUUGGCUGCCGUGAAAUGCGUUAAAUAUCGCGACACUCAGAACGCAUUGGUGGAAGAGUGGACUGAUGAUUUAAACACUAGAGAAGCAACUCUCGACUUUCAGCUCGAUAACGCCGAUAUAGCAGCAUGGGCCGCCAAGGAUAACUUGUAUUAUAUACCGUGGCAAGAUCAUUGGAAAUCCUAUCUGCCUGCAGAUAGCACUAGGGAACAUCCGGACGAUGAUUUUCUCACAUGCCUUCUUCUUGAAUUGGUCGACGCUCAGAUGAGUCGAUUUCGGAGAAUUGGGCGGCUAUACAUCAAUGACAAGUCGCAGAGAAGGCUAUACAUUGCGAAGCAAGAGAACGAGGCCAAUUUGCCCUGCGCGCACUAUGAUGCUACGACCAGGCGCCACACUAUAUAUAUCAUUUGA
Trichoderma gamsii is the source of this 1122-nucleotide messenger RNA. RefSeq lists its product as hypothetical. Lineage: Eukaryota; Fungi; Ascomycota; Sordariomycetes; Hypocreales; Hypocreaceae. Bases 1 to 1122 code for a protein of 373 amino acids. The record is from RefSeq and is a predicted model, not a curated record. The transcript has 4 exons.